Harpia harpyja (harpy eagle) is the source of this 1474-nucleotide messenger RNA. RefSeq names its product ECSIT signaling integrator (gene ECSIT). Lineage: Eukaryota; Metazoa; Chordata; Aves; Accipitriformes; Accipitridae. The record is from RefSeq and is a predicted model, not a curated record. Gene Ontology annotation, cellular component: mitochondrion. The coding region runs from base 128 to 1453 and encodes 441 amino acids. The transcript is spliced from 7 exons.
UGGCCGGCGGGGUCGGCGGCACAUGGCGGCGCCCGGCGGCGCGACCACGGGGGGGGGUCCUGGUGUCCGGCCGUGACUUCUGACCUCUGUCCCGCCCGCCCCGACCCCGCGCUGAGCCCGCGGCGCCAUGAGGCUGCCCUGGGCCCGCGUGCUGCCCCGGGGGCUCUGGGGGGGCUGGGGAGCCCCGCAGGUUGCUCGGAGCAUGUGCCAGCAUGGCCGUCCGGAGGGGGACCCGGCAGGGCAGGCCUCGGGGGACACCUCAGGGGAUGCCUCGGGGGAUGCCUCGCAGAAGGCCUCGGGGGCCCCGGCGUGGCGUGGAACCCCCCGCGGGGCGCAGGGCGAGGGCCGGGGCCCUGCAGCCUUCGCGGCAGCGCUGGCGGCGCUGGAGCAGGCACCGGGGCGGCGCGUGGGGCGGCUGGAACUGGUGGCGGCGGCGCUGGCGGCGAUGCCGGCGCUGGGGGUGGCGCGGGACCGGGAGGCCUACCACCGCCUGCUGCGCCUGCUGCCCCGGGGGGUCUGGGUGCCCCGCGGGCCCUUCCAGCGCCUGCUGGCCCCCUUCCCCCGACAGCAGGAAUGCGGCCUCCAGAUCCUGGAGCAGAUGGAGCGAUACGGCGUGAUACCGGACGCGGAGACACGGUUUCUGCUCCUGGGGGUCUUCGGGCCCCGCAGCCGCCCUGUGCGCAAGUGUCAGCGGAUGCUGUACUGGCUGCCAAGGCUGCGCCAUGUGGACCCCCACCCCCUGCCCCCCAGCCUGCCCCCCUCUGGCCUGGCCACUGCCCACCUGGGCCUGCGCCGUAUUGCCAACGAUCCCGACGCCUGCAUCACUGUCUACCAGCGGCCAGUGCCGGAUGAGGGGGACGACGAGGGCUCCAUCCAGCCCUACAUCGUCGGUGCCCAGAGCCCGGACCAGCAGGCGCUGCUGGCCCGGCAUGGUCCGGCACGGCCCGUCUUCGUGGAGGGGCCGUUCCCCCUCUGGCUGCGCAGCACCCGCCUGAGCUACUACGUGCUGCGGGGGGACCCUCUGCCCCCCGACCUGCGGGAGGACCCCCCAGACCCAGAGCGCAGCCUGUACUACCCCCUGCACCUUGACCUGGACCUGGAGCGCGGCCCCUGGGACGACGACGACUUCGAUGUGGAGGAGGUGGAGGAGGGCCCUGUCUUUGCACUGUGCAUGGCAGGGGCGGGCGACCGGCACACGCUGGGCAAGUGGAUUGCAGGGCUGCAGGAGACGAACUCUGUCCUGGGGCGCACCCCGGUCGUCUUCCGCCUGGGGGACGGGGAACCCACGGCUGGUGCCCCCGGAGGUCACCCUGUGCCCUGUCUGGAGGCAGCGCCUCCCCAACCCGUGGUGCUGGGGCCCCCCGACCCACCGCGGGGGCACGGGCACAGCACCAGGGGUGAUACCAGGAGCGGUGGGGGGCCGGGUGCUCCCCCCGCAGCCCUGGGGGAAUAAAGGAAGUAUCGCCGAAGGAAA